Molecule: messenger RNA, 900 nt
Organism: Cryptomeria japonica (Japanese cedar)
Lineage: Eukaryota; Viridiplantae; Streptophyta; Pinopsida; Cupressales; Cupressaceae
Exons: 10
Coding region: 179-691 (170 amino acids)
Molecular function (GO): calcium ion binding
Source: RefSeq, a predicted model, not a curated record
CCGUGUAUUCCAUGGAAAUUUACUGUUUUUACAACCGUACAACCGUAACAUAUAAACAUAUAAUUGUUUGAGUUGUUUGACAGGCAUGAUUAAUUUGAAAUUUCAGGCCUGCAAUCGAGUGCAUUAAAAAGAAGAAAAUAGAGGCGUCAACGGAAUCUGUUGUAUCAUAGUAAGAAUAAUGGCGGCGAGCGAGGAGAGGCUGAGGAGGUGGUUUGAAUCCGUGGAUGUUAAUAAAACGGGCAACAUAAACGCUGCACACCUCAAAGAAGCUCUGGCCGCUGGCAAUCUUCAUUUCUCAGACUCCGUGGUACAGCAGAUGAUAAGGAUGCACGAUGCUGACAGAAACGGGAUCAUGAGUUUUGAAGAAUUCGUGGUUCUAAACAGGUUUCUUUCAAAUGUACAAAAUGCCUAUGCUAUUAUGGAAAGGGGAUCUGGGUUUUUGACAUUGAGCGAUGUGUAUGAGGCCUUGCUGAAAGCUGGAUAUACUCUUGACCAGCCUGCUUUUUAUACUGUUUGUCAGAGCUUCGAUCGGACUAAACAGGGGAGGUUCCGUCUCGAUGACUUUAUUUCACUUUGUAUUUUUUUACAAUCUGCCAAGAAUUUGUUCACAACUUUUGACACCACAAAGCAGGGUCGAGUUACACUAGAUUUUAACCAGUUCGUCUAUUGUGCUGCAAAUUGUAGAAUUUGAGUUUCCGUGGAUGUAUUCAAAAUGUAGCAACCAGGAUAUGAUUGCCCUUCAAGUUGGAAGGAAUGGUAUAUUAGUUUUAUUAAACGCUGUUUGACACUGCCUCAAUUGUUCUAGUUCAUUGAGACUUAUACUGAGAUAAUUCUUCAAGCAACACACUUGCUAUGUAAUUUCAGUGAUGUAUUAUAUUUAAUGCUUUUCUCUUGUUGUUU